AUGUUGCGUUACUCGCUGGCCGGCUGCUUCGCCGGCCUACUUUGCGCCCAGUCCAUAGUGUCUGUCUCCGGCCUCCGCUUCCUGCCUGGCAAGCUCCGACACUACUGUUCCAUCACCUCCGAUCCAUCUCCGCAAGUCUGCAUACCGUUCCCGCUUCCCUUGGUGAAAAAGGAGGCCAAGAGUCCCGACCUUUCCGACAUGGACAGUCAGGGGCUGCAAGAUGUCUUCGACGCCCUCGCCGUCUUGCAAGACAGCUACUAUGAUGCCGUCAACGGCACUUGGCCAACCUCCAUCGACUGGACAGGGGCCGUCAUCGAGACGGUCCUCUCGGGAACGCUGUCGACCCUGACAAGGUCCCUCAACUCCGAGCAUGUUGGCGGCGACGCCCAACGGAAGCAACGAGAGAACCUCAUCUCCUCCCUCUAUGCCCAGGUUGUCCACUCCUUUUUCGGCCAAAACGCCAUUGCCAUCAAGAACCAGGCGUAUGAUGACAUUCUUUGGGUCGUUCUUGGCUGGAUCGAGGCCAUCAAGGAGCUCAACCAAGCGCUCCAGAACAUGCCAUGGCAGGGCUACAACUGGUUCUGCACCUUUGCAGAGCGCGCUCGCGAGUUUUGGGAUCUUGCUACCCACGGAUGGGACACCUUGCUGUGUGGCGGCGGCAUGGUCUGGAAUCCCCGCCUGGAGCCCUACAAGAACGCCAUCACGAAUGAGCUUUGGAUCGCCGCGUCCAUCGCCAUGUAUGAGAACUUCCCCAACGACACCUUCCGGGAGGCUUGGGUUGCGAGCAAGGGCUUCCCCACCAGGGACCCCGUGUACCUGGCCGCUGCCGUCGAGGGCUACAAGUGGUUGAAGCAAGUCAACAUGACCAACCAGCGGGGACUCUACGUCGAUGGCUACCAUAUCGACAACAACAAGCCCAACAACGUCAAAUGCGACGCCCGCGACGAGAUGGUGUACACGUACAACCAGGGUGUCAUUCUCACGGGUCAGCGAGGCUUGUGGGCCGUAACCGGAAGCCAUUCGUACUUGGAAGAGGGCCACUCGCUGAUCCAGUCGGUCAUCAAGGCGACGGGCUGGGACCUGCUGCCGCCAUGGCAUGGUCUGGGCCGCGGCGGUAUUCUUGAGGAAAUGUGCGACGCGAGCGGCACGUGCUCGCAGGAUGGCCAGACCUUCAAGGGCAUCUUCUUCCAUCACCUGACGGCCUUUUGCGCGCCCAUUGAGGCGGCUGGCGUUGCUACGCAUGGCACCCGCGUCAGUUUGGAGCAGCACGCGCAUGUACAGGCAGCCCAUGGCAAGGCUUGCCGUGCAUACCUGAGUUGGGUAAAGCACAACGCCAGGGCGGCACUGGGGACCCGCGACGAGCGAGGGCGGUUCGGCAUGUGGUGGGGAGCCAUCGUGUUUAGCCAGCCUGCCGUGUCCAAGUUCACCGAUGGCAUCGACCACGAGGCACCCAACGCCACCGAUUACCGCAACGAGGGAACGCCGCGAGACGCAGUCUGGGGAAAGAACCACCGAGUGCCGGACGAGGCGAGGGCAUGGGGCAAGAGCACGGACAAGCGCAGCACGGACAAGCGCGACGACGAUCCCAACAACCGUGGCCGGGGGCGGACCGUCGAGACGCAGGCUGGGGGGCUCGCACUCUUGAGGGCGUACUGGGAGAUCUCGCAGCAACAGUGGUGA
Molecule: messenger RNA, 1680 nt
Organism: Hirsutella rhossiliensis
Lineage: Eukaryota; Fungi; Ascomycota; Sordariomycetes; Hypocreales; Ophiocordycipitaceae
Product: glycosyl hydrolase family 76 protein
Exons: 5
Coding region: 1-1680 (559 amino acids)
Biological process (GO): carbohydrate metabolic process
Source: RefSeq, a predicted model, not a curated record